Molecule: messenger RNA, 780 nt
Organism: Cercopithifilaria johnstoni
Lineage: Eukaryota; Metazoa; Nematoda; Chromadorea; Rhabditida; Onchocercidae
Source: the annotation of a GenBank genome assembly
AUGAUUCUUCCACUUUUUGGUUUCUGCACUGUUACAUUUUUAUUAUUGCUUUCGCUAUUAUGUGAUCGCGCAAAACGGCGAGGUUUACCAAGAUGUCGGCGAGCACUGCUGGUUAUCGCUCAUCCUGACGAUGAAACAAUGUUUUUUACUCCAACUCUUCAUGGCUUGCGACUUUCUGGAUCAAAUAUUUAUUUACUUUGCAUUUCUACGGGUAAUUCUAGUGGUCUGGGUGUAAUACGUAAGUACGAGUUGGCUAGUGCUUUCACUGUUCAUGGAUUAUCACUCGAUAAUCUAACCGUUCUGGAUUAUGAUAAUUUCCAAGAUGGAUUUAUCCAGUGGUCCAAGGAACAGUUGGCUAAGGUAAUCUUGAGGCAUAUUCAAAUGCUAGAUGUCGAUCUGGUAAUUACCUUUGAUGAAGAUGGUGUUAGUGCUCAUCCGAAUCAUAUUGGAUGCUUUCGCGCAUUGCAGUAUCUUUACACAAAUGGUUUGAUUCCGGCGGGAGUGCAAAUUUUUGUCUUGGAAAGUGUAUCAGUUUGGAGGAAGUAUAUGAUACUUUUGGAUGCUUUGAUCAGUUCCUUCCAUUCAACAUUUCUCUAUAUUUCUUCACCACUGUUAUACAUCACGGCUUGGCGCGCUAUGUGGGCACAUCGUUCUCAGCUGGUAUGGUUUCGAUAUUUGUAUAUGCUGUUUAGUCGUUACAUUCUCAUUAAUACAUUAAAAAGGAUACAUGCGCAGCCAAGACAUCCCGUACUUAAGAAGAAAUUGCGUCUACAUUGUUAA